AUGGCGUCGUCUGCCGAUGCGGUUAAACUCAAGGAUGAAGGCAACCAGCACUUGAAGGAGCACCGGUUGGCGGAGGCGGUGGCAAGCUACACCGCCGCCAUCGACCUCGACGCCACCAACCCGGUGUUCUUCCUGAAUCGCGCCCAGGCCCAGAUCAAGCUUGAGAACUACGGUCUCGCCGUGUUUGACUGUGACCAGGCAAUCGCGUUGGAUGACAAGUUUGCCAAAGCCUGGUACCGUAAGGCGGUGGCCCAGAUGGCCAUUUUGCAAUACAAGGAGGCGCAAGCCAACCUCAAGAAAGUGCUCGAACUCGUGCCCAAUGACCGGUUGACGUUGACCCACUUGAAGCAGUGUCAAGCCAUGAUCAAGCGUCAAGCGUUUGAGAAGGCGAUCGCUGGUGACGGUAAGAUCUCGGUACUCAAUCUGAUUGACUAUGAAGGUAUCCAGAUUGAAAAACUGUGGCAAGGGCGAUCGCUCGAUAUCACCGCCACUAAGGACCCGGAAACUAAGCAAGUGGUGGUGGACAUCAAGGGCUUGGACCGUGAAUACUUGAAGGAUAUGAUCAAAUUGUUCAAAGACGGUCAGCGGUUGCCGAAGCAGCACGUGUUUGCCAUCGUUGCCAAGGUGAACCAACUCUUACGCGAGGAAAACACCCUUGUCGAGCUUCACCAGCGUCACCCUAAGCUUAACGACCUGGUUCCCGAAGAUGCCAUCGAUCUUGGCCUGGCCAAGUUGACGGUGGUGGGCGACACGCACGGUCAAUUCUACGAUGUCCUCAAUAUGUUCGCUGAGUACGGUCCCGUGGACCCUGAGAACCACGCUUACUUGUUCAACGGUGACUUUGUCGACCGGGGGUCGUGGUCGUGCGAGGUGGCGCUCUACUUGUACGUGCUUAAGAUCCUCUACCCGAAACUGGUGUUCAUCAACCGUGGUAACCAUGAGACUAACGACAUGAACAUCAACUACGGCUUUGCCGACGAGUGCGAGCACAAGUACUCGAAGAAGGUGUACGAGGCGUUCGCCGAGCUGUUUGGGGCGUUGCCGUUGGCGACGUUGGUGAACCAGCUGUACCUUGUGAUGCACGGCGGUUUGUUCUCUGACGACAAGGUCACGUUACAAGACAUCAAAAAGUUGAACCGGCUCAAGGACGGCAACACUCAACCGCCCAAGGAAGGCAUUGCCAUGGAAUUGUUGUGGACGGACCCGCAGCCCGUCAACGGCCGCGGCCCGCUGAAGCGAGGUAUCGGCAUGCAAUUCGGUCCCGACAUCACCGAACGCUUCUGUCUCCAAAACAAGAUUCGCAAGGUUUUACGGAGUCACGAGGUCCGCAACGACGGCUACGAGACCGAGCACAAGGGCCGGUUGAUCACGGUGUUCCUGGCGCCCAACUACUGUGAUGCCACCGGCAACAAGGGGGCGGUGAUUGACAUUGACGCCGAUGACAAUUACAACCCUGACGAAGACGACGGCGAGGGCUACCGUAACCCCGACGUCAACUCGCCGUGGAAGUUGACCCCCCACCAAUUCGACGCGGUGCCCCAUCCCGACAUUCGGCCCAUGGCGUACACCAAGUCGAUGGGCUUCUAG
Molecule: messenger RNA, 1587 nt
Organism: Diutina rugosa
Lineage: Eukaryota; Fungi; Ascomycota; Pichiomycetes; Serinales; Debaryomycetaceae
Gene: PPT1
Product: protein serine/threonine phosphatase
Exons: 1
Coding region: 1-1587 (528 amino acids)
Cellular component (GO): cytosol; nucleus
Molecular function (GO): protein binding; protein serine/threonine phosphatase activity
Source: RefSeq, a predicted model, not a curated record